AAUAUUGAAUGUAAAUUUUAAAAAAAGCAUGUCUCAAAUAAUUAAAAAAUGUUUAUUUUCAACUUCAAUAAUUACACGAAAUUUGAGCUAUCAAAGCUCAAUUUCCUUAAAAAAUUUAUAUCCUAAUAGUUCAUUAAAAAUUACAACUCCUACACAGCCAAAUUAUACAACUUCCAGUAAAUUUUCUGGUAUUAUACCAAUGGAUAAAAUUGACAUUACGUACAGUCGAAGUUCUGGACCUGGUGGUCAAAAUGUAAAUACUGUUAGCACUAAAGUUGAUUUACGGUUUCAUGUUGCAACCGCUGAAUGGUUAGAUCCUGAUAUACGGCAAAAAUUAGUUGAACAGAACAAAACCAAGAUUAAUAAAGAUGGAUAUUUGAUAAUAAAAUCAGAAUUAACAAGAUCACAGCAGUUAAAUGUAGCCGAUGCAUUGGAAAAACUUCGUACGCUAAUACGGGCCACAGAUACCAAAAAUCCUGAACUUAGUCCAGAGACACAGGCUAAAAUUCAAAAACGUAUUAUGAAAACUAACCGAGAACGUUUGCUAAUGAAACGACAAAAAUCACAAAUAAAAUCUGAUCGUCAAGCUCCAGAUGUUUACAGUUUAUAAUUUUCAUUUUCUCAAGUUUGUUAUUUAUUUUUCCUUUUG
Chrysoperla carnea is the source of this 649-nucleotide messenger RNA. RefSeq names its product peptidyl-tRNA hydrolase ICT1, mitochondrial. Gene Ontology annotation, cellular component: mitochondrial large ribosomal subunit. Gene Ontology annotation, molecular function: translation release factor activity. The coding region runs from base 29 to 610 and encodes 193 amino acids. The record is from RefSeq and is a predicted model, not a curated record. The transcript is spliced from 4 exons. Gene Ontology annotation, biological process: mitochondrial translational termination. Lineage: Eukaryota; Metazoa; Arthropoda; Insecta; Neuroptera; Chrysopidae.